This is a messenger RNA of Telopea speciosissima, 1368 nucleotides long. Its product is annotated as acetylornithine deacetylase-like. The record is from RefSeq and is a predicted model, not a curated record. The transcript has 9 exons. Bases 39 to 1310 code for a protein of 423 amino acids. Lineage: Eukaryota; Viridiplantae; Streptophyta; Magnoliopsida; Proteales; Proteaceae. Gene Ontology annotation, molecular function: hydrolase activity.
UUUCGAAAUGAAGGUCGUUGAGAUUUGAGAUUUGAGAUAUGGGUACUGUGAAAGAACUGCUGGAUCAACUCGACAAGGACUCCUUCGUCUCUCUCCUCUCGAAGCUCAUCAGAGAAUCAAAACAUGUUCAGAACAACCCACCAGAGUUGAUUCCAGAAGAAGACAGAGUAGCCAGGCACGUCUUGGACGCUCUCCUCCCUUACAGCACCACCACUGGUGGAGGACCCUUGAUUGUGAACCAUGUCACAUAUGUUCAGGGCAGAGGAAACGUUAUUGUCGAGUACCCUGGAACUGUUCCAGGCAAGAUCAUGUCCUUCGUUGGCUGUCACAUGGAUGUCGUCACUGCUAACCCUGAUGAAUGGGAUUUUGAUCCUUUCUCUUUGAGUAUUGAUGGAGAUAGGCUUCGCGGCCGUGGAACAACUGAUUGUUUGGGUCAUGUAGCUUUGGUGACUGAACUAAUGCGGAGGCUGGGGGAGACGAAACCUAAAUUGAAGACAACCGUGGUUGCAGUAUUUAUAGCGAAUGAAGAAAAUUCAUCAAUUUUGGGGGUUGGUGUGGAUGAGCUUGUGAAACAUGGGUUGCUUAAUAAGCUCAAAGAAGGCCCUCUGUAUUGGAUUGACACUGCCGACAAACAACCUUGCAUUGGCACUGGUGGUUUGAUAGCUUGGAGACUUGGGACGACUGGAAAGCUUUUCCAUAGUGGUCUAGCUCACAAGGCUAUUAAUCCUUUGGAAUUAUCCAUGGAAGCACUUAAAGAGAUUCAGAUGCGAUUCUACAGAGAUUUCCCUCCCCAUCCUAAGGAACAGGUCUAUAAGUUUGCAACCCCAUCAACAAUGAAAUCAACUCAGUGGAGCUAUCCAGGAGGUGGAAUCAGUCAGAUCCCCUAUGAGUGUACAGUCGCAGGAGACGUCAGGUUAACUCCUUUCUACAGUGCAACAGACGCAAGGAAGAAGUUGCAGGAAUAUGUAGAUGAUAUCAAUGCCAACAUGGAGAAGCUAGACACACGAGGUCCAGUUUCAAAAUAUGUCCUCCCAGAAGAAAAUCUUAGGGGAAGUCUUACAAUCAGUUUUGAUGAUGAAAUAAUGUCUGGAGUUGCUUGUGAUCUUGAUUCUCGUGGCUUCCAUGUGUUGUGUAAAGCAACUGAAGAAGUGGUUGGCUAUGUAAAACCUUACUCGAUCACUGGGAGUUUGCCUCUAAUUCGAGAAUUGCAGGAUGAAGGUUUUGAUGUUCAGACUGCAGGAUAUGGUAUGGUGUUCUUACUGUUUUAUUCUGAGAUAUGGAAUCUGGAUUUUUCUUUGCUAAAUUACUAAAUAAAUAUGGAAAAAGUGAAAGUUUAGAGGCUACAACACUACUAUGCUAGACAGAUCU